AUGGCGUCUCCGUGCCUCCCGGCCCGCCACACCUUCGGCCAAUUGGCCGACCUGGGCCGACUCUCGGACGCCUGGCUCUGCACCGACCACGGCCCGCUCGGCCCAGGCGCGCGCGUCUGGCGCGCCGCAUGGGGGCCGCCAGCUGAGGCGCCGACGCGCCCCCUGAGACGAUGCCCAGGGCUCUCGGACACCGCGGCGGCGUUGGCGCGCGCGCAGCCGGAGGCGGCAGGCUGGCUGCUUCCUAGGAUGCACGCGCGCACACGUCGCGAGAGCGCGCCGUCCGUCCUGGGCGACACGGACGAGGAGGACACCGAAGAGGGGGGCGCCGGCGAGGUGCACGCUGGCGAGGGCGUCGGGGACGGCCACCAGACGCUCAGCUACCCAACCUCAGCGAAGAUACUGGCGAGGACCGCAGGGACGAGGUGGACGCUCAGAAGGACGCUAAGGAGGACAAGGACUGAGAAUUCUCUGGCCCUCCUCGUCCCCCCCCUCCUCUCAGGUCUGGUUGACUGCGCACUGCGACGGUUCCCUGUUCACCAGGCCGUGGAGCUGGGGGGUGACGGGUGUAGGAGGAGGGGCGGCUGGAGGAGCUUGUUUUUGGGAGCGCCUCAGGCAGACGGGGUUCGCCGUCUGCUCACGUCACGUGACCAGAGCUUCUCGGUCCGAGUUCCUCCCCGCCAGCCACGGGAUGUUUAG
Molecule: messenger RNA, 696 nt
Organism: Prorocentrum cordatum
Lineage: Eukaryota; Dinophyceae; Prorocentrales; Prorocentraceae
Source: the annotation of a GenBank genome assembly